Molecule: messenger RNA, 3657 nt
Organism: Spea bombifrons (plains spadefoot toad)
Lineage: Eukaryota; Metazoa; Chordata; Amphibia; Anura; Pelobatidae
Product: sodium/calcium exchanger 1-like
Exons: 7
Coding region: 247-2916 (889 amino acids)
Biological process (GO): cell communication; sodium ion transmembrane transport; calcium ion import across plasma membrane
Cellular component (GO): postsynapse; axon; sarcolemma
Molecular function (GO): calcium:sodium antiporter activity
Source: RefSeq, a predicted model, not a curated record
CCUUCUUAUCUCAGUGCAGUAUACAUAAUGAUGGCUGCAGUAUACAGCAACAGAAUGACUGUGACACACAUUCCUAUACUUUCUCAUGCUUGUACCCACAUGUCUUCGGGCAUCCAUGUGUUCAUCCAUGCAAGCAUAUAGUAUAGCUGAAGGGAGGAUGCACAACGGAGGACCCACAAGGUGACAAUACCUUGCAGAUCUGGGCUAGAACGAAGAUUAAAAGGUGAUCCCUCCCCUCUCUCUACCAUGCCACUAUUAUUAUUUUUCUUACUGCUCCUACCCUCUCUCCACCUAGCUUCCACUCCUUCAUCAAAUGUUUCUUCCUGUGGCAAUACCCAAACUGGAAACUGUGUAGAUGGAGUUCUCCUACCUGCUUGGCUACCUCAUCCACCUUCCACUGGUGACCGGGCAGCUCGUGCCAUAGUAUACUUUGUUGCCCUGGUCUACAUGUUUUUGGGAAUGUCCAUAAUAGCUGAUCGUUUUAUGGCAUCCAUUGAGGUCAUCACUUCUCAGGAACGCAGAAUCACUUUCCGAAAGCCCAAUGGAGAGGUGACAGUGACAAGUGUACGUUUAUGGAAUGAGACUGUUUCCAAUCUCACACUGAUGGCCUUAGGUUCUUCUGCACCCGAGAUCCUGCUUUCUAUAAUUGAAAUUGUUGGGAGAAGAUUUGAGGCAGGUGACAUGGGCCCAAGCACAAUUGUGGGAUCAGCUGCCUUUAACAUGUUUGUAAUUAUCGGCCUUUGUGUAGCAGUGGUCCCAGAUGGGGAGAGCAGACGUAUCCGUCACCCACGUGUGUUUGCUGUUACUGCAUUUUGGAGUGUCUUUGCUUAUGUGUGGCUUUUCGUAAUCUUGUCCUGGUCUUCACCAGGAGAAGUUGAGGUAUGGGAGGCCCUGUUGACAUUCCUUUUCUUUCCGUUGUGCGUCUUACAAGCUUGGCUGGCAGAUCGACGUCUCCUUUUUUAUCGCUAUGCAGGACGAGGGAGAGAGGGGAAAGCAAAGUAUAGGGCUGGUAAAAGCCGGGGGGUGCUGGUGGGUGCAGAGGACACAGUAGGACAGGAGGCAGGAGAUUUUAGAAUGGCUGGAGGAGGAACAGAUUUGGAAAGUGAUGUGGAAGAAGAAGAACGGCGAGAUAUGGCCAGGGUAUUUAAGGACAUGCGUCAACGAUAUCCCGGCAAGGACAUGGAGCAGUUAAUGGAGCUAGCCAAUUACCAAGUGCUUGUUCAACAACAGAAGAGCCGGGCUUUUUAUAGGAUUCAGGCCACCAGGAUGAUGAUUGGUGCAGGCAAUGUGUUAAAGAAGCAUGCAGCAGACCAAGCAAGGAGGGCUCUUAGUGGUAAAAGUACAAGGUGUGGUUCUGGGGCAGGGCUUGCAGAGGAUCAGGGACACUGGACAGAAAUAGAGUUUGAGCACACUCAUUACCAGUGCUUUGAAAACUGUGGAACGGUUAGUUUGUGGGUGGUGUGUAAAAGAGCAGAGGAUGGUGGUGCUGUGCAGGUUGAUUAUAGAACAGAGGAUGGCACAGCCAAUGCAGGUUCAGAUUAUGAAUCAGCAGAGGGUACAUUAAUAUUUCAAGCUGGUGAAGUGAAAAAGGAAUUACGUUUAGGCAUAAUUGAUGAUGAUGUAUUUGAGGAGGAUGAGCAUUUCUAUGUACAGCUGAGCAACCCUCGGAGAGCAAGGGGGGUUAGAGAAGGACAGGGCAGGGUAAGGUUGGGAACUGGGAAGAGAGCUACUGUGACUAUAUUUGAUGAUGAUCAUGCUGGUAUCUUCAGCUUUGAGACUGGAAGUAUGAGGGUGAGUGAGAGCAUUGGCACAAUGAGGGCUAAAGUUGUGAGGGGAUCAGGGGCACGAGGCAAAGUAGUCAUACCCUACAGGACCAGCGAGGGAACUGCCAAGGCAGGAGAGGACUACCUAGAAGUUACAGGAAAGGUGGAGUUUCAGAACGACGAGACUAUGAGAUUUAUUGAGAUACAGAUUAUUGAUGAUGAAGAAUAUGAAAAAAACAAGAAUUUCUUCAUUGAGCUUGGAGAACCAGAAAUUCAGAGAGGAGGAGAUACUAGUAAGAAAUGGGUGGUGCCGAACAAAGGAAGUGAAGAAAUAGCUGGGAGCCCCAGUUUAGGGGAGCACUGGAAGAUGGAAGUCAUAAUAGAAGAAUCCUAUGAGUUCAAGAGCACAGUGGACAAGCUGAUUAAGAAAGCUAACUUGGCCCUUGUUGUUGGAAGCAGCAGCUGGAGAGAACAGUUUGUAAGUGCAGUGACUGUCAGUGCAGGAGAUGAUGAUGAUGAGGAAAGCAGUGAGGAAGGGCUGCCUAGUUGCUGUGACUACAUCAUGCAUUUCCUGACUGUCUUCUGGAAGGUCCUCUUCGCCUUUGUGCCACCCACUGAAUAUUGGGGGGGCUGGGCCUGUUUUCUGGUUUCUAUCUGCAUCAUUGGGAUCCUCACUGCUGUCACUGGGGACCUGGCUGCUCACUUUGGCUGCACUGUUGGGCUCAAGGAUUCUGUCACUGCUGUGGUCUUUGUUGCUUUGGGAACAUCAGUGCCAGACACUUUUGCAAGCAAGGUGGCAGCAGUGCAAGACCCAUUUGCAGAUGCCUCCAUUGGAAAUGUGACAGGCAGCAAUGCCGUGAAUGUUUUCUUAGGUCUGGGAAUUGCAUGGAGUAUUGCUGCUAUAUACUGGGCUGGAAAAGGCCAAACCUUUCUUGUGGAUCCUGGGAGUCUUGCCUUCUCAGUAACCCUCUUUACUGGUCUGUCCAUAAUCUGCCUCUCCACUCUACUCUACCGUCGACGCCAAGCAAUAGGGGGUGAGCUCGGGGGGCCUUGGAUUCCGAAGGUCUUUACUUCCCUUCUUUUCCUGAGCCUAUGGCUUCUGUACAUACUCCUGGCCUCACUGGAGGCCUAUUGCCACAUCAAAGGCUUCUGAGGCACUCAGGCUAUUCAUAAAAUAGUUUCCCCUCCAAAAAUAUUCAUGAAAUUAUUAGUGAAUUGUAUGUUUAAGCAAUAGCCAAUUUAGUAAUUGAUGGUGGUCAUCUAAUCACCAUAAAUCAUUUUUCUCUUUCCUGUUUCCUUUUUAGGGCAAUAAUAAUAAUUCCUUAUAAUAAUGCCUUACCAUGGGUAGUAAUAAAGGCAAUAGUAACGACCUUGAGAAAUCAAUUAUAACCUCAAUGAUGUAGAGCACAGUUAUAUUUUCACUUCUUGGGCAACUAUUAAAUCCGACAUAUUUUAUCAUUUUUAAUAUUACACUUGGAGGCACCAAAUGAUAAUAUAACGGAUACCUGUUAUCACAAUGUGUGAAAUGCCAUUGCUGUUUUAAAUUAAUCUCCUCUGCAGUUACAGAAGGAUUAUGACUUUCACAGUUACCUGGACUUUCAAUAAUAUAUACAAUAAAGACAAUGCAAUCAAACAGCACAAUUUACCAGAAAACAACGCAUAUCCAGGGCUUCCAUUAUCACCUGUGGGCAAAAACAGAUCCAAGUUGCUUUGGGACAUCAGGCGAUGGGAACAAAGAUUGGAAUAAUAUAUGCAAGAGAGAAAAAAAGACAAAAUAAUGUAUUAAAUUGAAAAAAAACCCACAAAAGACAGGUGUGAGAAAAGGCAAAACUUUAUUUAAUGAACUAGGUUAAAAAGAACAGAAAAGGGCAAGUUUGUAAAUGGAACAAAUACA